AUGACGGACAAGACUGGUGUAGUUAGCCUCGUUAGUAUAUUACAAGUGGAACAGAAGAAGAAGAAGAAGAAGAAGAAGAAGAAGAAGAAGAAGAAGAAGAAGAAGAAGAAGAAGAAGAAGGAGAAGGAGAAGAAGAAGAAGAAGAAGAAGAAGAAGAAGAAGAAGAAGAAGAAGAAGAAGAAGAAGAAGAAGAAGAAGAAGAAGAAGGAGAAGGAGAAGAAGAAGAAGAAGAAGAAGAAGAAGAAGAAGAAGGAGAAGGAGAAGGAGAAGAAGAUGAGCAGCAGACAGGUGACGGAGUACUUGUCUCACUAUCACCUCUCUCAUCUGCUGGAGAGUCUGCUGACGGGUCUGCUGUACAACCGACCCGAGGACCCCGUCAGCUUCCUGCAAUGCUGCCUUACCAAGACCACUCAGCUGGGGGGUGUCAGGGCCGUCACCUGGGAUACCUUCAUCCACCUUGAGUGCCACCAGCUGGGCCCCGGACCCCCAGAAACCACAUCAACACCCACAAAAACAGCACUUAUAUCCCGUCGAACCACCAGAACCCCACCUGCACGUCCAAUAAACCCACCCAUACCCCAAACAACACCUGUGCCCCAGGAGUUCCACCAACAAAAGGUCCCCACCCCCCCUCCAUGA
Messenger RNA from Eleginops maclovinus (Patagonian blennie), 639 nucleotides. RefSeq lists its product as uncharacterized. The coding region runs from base 1 to 639 and encodes 212 amino acids. Gene Ontology annotation, biological process: nucleosome assembly. The transcript has 4 exons. Gene Ontology annotation, molecular function: DNA binding; structural constituent of chromatin. The record is from RefSeq and is a predicted model, not a curated record. Gene Ontology annotation, cellular component: nucleosome. NCBI's taxonomy places the organism in Eukaryota, Metazoa, Chordata, Actinopteri, Perciformes, Eleginopidae.